UCCUCCGGCGCGGGCUCCAAGAGUUGGAGUUCCGUUGCUCCGCGGAGGCGGCGCCGGGUCGCGGCGUGGGAGAGGCGGGCUUAGCCCUGGGCGGCGGCGCUUCCUUGGCUUCUACCGGCGAGCGGGCGAGCGCGACCCGGAGUUUACUUCUGCAUCUUGCGUGCUCAGGAAUUGGCGGAUCCGGCGCGUUCAGGGUCUUUCUACAUAGCCCUUGCUGUCCUGGAGCUCAGUAUGUAGAUCAAGCUGACUUCACACUCAGAGAUCCACUUACCUCUGCCUCCUGAGAGUUGGGAUUAAACGCACAUGACACAAUGCCUGGCUCAUCUUAUCAAAUUGAAACAUGUGUCUCUAUAGACUUACAGAGUUAAAUGGAGAAAUUGGUACACCUCACUCUUAACUGUGAACUUGCGUGAAUUUUAUAAUAGUCACAGUACCUAUUGCCCUGAAAUGCUCCAAAUACAUGCUCAGCAUAAUAAGAAACAAGGAAUGCAAGUAACAACAUAGAAAGAGGAAAGAUCACUGCUGGCCAUUUAUAUGUAUAAAUUCGUAGACGUGUCCUUCAAAUUCUGGAAGAGUGGUCCAGUAUCUCAUCAUCAUCUGUUCAGGAUAGAAGCUAUGAGUUUGUCCCACGGUUUAUUUUCUAGAGACCCAGGCUACUUUCAUAAUGAAAAGACAGAGAUGGACAGGAUGAUGUCUGACUGCCUGAGAAGUAGUUACCAGGAGUCAGUGACCUUUGCGGAUGUGGCUAUAGACUUCACCCAGGAGGAGUGGAUUUUAUUGGACACAAAACAAAGGAACCUGUACAGAGAGGUGAUGCUGGAGAACUACCAGAACCUGGCCACAUUAGAAUGGGCUAUGCGACUUAAGACUGGAGGGACAUUGUUACAGCAAGAUAUUUUUCAGUCAGAUAGCUACAGUGGAAAGGAGCUCUCCAAGCCACCUGGAGAAAUCUUCAAAGAACCUUCAUGUAGUCUGACACACAUAGGUAUCCAAAAGAGAGGAGACAUUUGUGAUCGUCUUCAGUAUGGACAAGCCUUUCCUACUUGGCCAGGGGAAACCUCUUCUGCAGACAAGUUAAGUCCUGAGUUAAGCCAGUACGGAAAAGACACCAGUCUGAAUGCAAGUGCUGUUUACCAGACAACAUCCACACAAGCCAAUUUCCUCAAAUCUAGUGAAUUUCAGCAAGCCUUUGAUAGUCAUUCAUACCUUCAGGCAUCUGGGAGAACUCACAGUGAAGACAAACUCUUUAAAUGGGUACAGUGUGGUGAUGCUUUUAAUCCUGCUAUGAGCCAUGCUGGGAAUUGUCAAACAUGCGCUGAAAAGAGACCCUAUGAAUGUAAAGAAUGUGGGAAAAGUUUUAAAUAUUCUGCCAACCUUAAUAUUCAUAUGCGUGCCCACACUGGGGAAAAACCUUACCAAUGUAAGGAAUGUGGGAAAGCCUUUUCUAGGUGUUACCCACUAACUCAGCACUUAAAAACUCACACUGAAGAGAAGCCCUUUGAAUGUAAGGUUUGUGGAAAAUGCUUUAGAAAUUCCUCAUGCCUUAAUGAUCACUUUCGGGUUCACACUGGAAUAAAGCCCUAUAAAUGUAAGGACUGUGGCAAAGCCUUCACAGGGCGCUCUGGCCUUAGUAAGCAUUUACCAACACAUACCGGAGAGAAGCCUUAUAGUUGUAAGGAAUGUGGGAAAGCCUUCACUUCAACCUCAGGCCUUAUUAAACAUAUGAAAAGUCACAUGGGGGAGAGACCCUUUGAAUGUGAUCAUUGUGGCAAAGCUUUUGCUUCUUCCUCAACCCUUAUUACACAUUUGAGAACACACACUGGAGAGAAGCCCUUUGAGUGUAAAGUAUGUGGGAAAGCGUUUACAUGUUCUUCUUAUCUUCGCAUUCACAUGCGGACUCACACUGGAGAGAAGCCCUAUGCUUGUAAGGAAUGUGGCAGAGCCUUCACUGAGCGCACAAGCCUUACUAAACAUUUACGAACACACACUGGAGAAAAUCCCUUUGAGUGCAAUGUGUGUGGAAAAGCAUUUGCGUGUUCUUCCUACCUUCAUAAUCACAUACGAACUCACACUGGAGAGAAACCUUAUGUAUGUAAGGAAUGUGGGAAAGCCUUCACUGUUUCUUCACAUCUAAGUAAACAUGUAAGAAUUCACACAGGAGAGAAACCCCAUAAGUGUGAGGAAUGUGGGAAAGCAUUCACUGUGCGCUCUGGUCUCACAAAACAUAUACGAACUCACACUGGGGAGAAGCCCUAUAAUUGUAAAGAAUGUGGGAAAGCCUUUACUACCUCUUCAGGCCUCCUUGAACAUAUGAGAAGUCACACAGGAGAGAAACCAUAUGAAUGUGACCAGUGUGGGAAAGCCUUUGCUUCUUCCUCCUAUCUUAUUGCACAUCUGAGAAUUCAUACUGGAGAGAAGCCCUUUGAGUGCAAUGUGUGUGGGAAAGCUUUUACAUGUUCCUCUUACCUUCACAUUCACAUGCGGACACACACGGGAGAGAAACCUUAUGAAUGUAAGGAGUGUGGGAAAGCUUUUGCUGUUUACUCACAUCUAAGUAAACACGUAAGAAUUCACAGCGGAGAGAAAGCCUAUAAAUGUAGAAGUUAUGGAAUAGCUUUCAAUAGUUCUCAUCUUACAGAACAUAUAAAAACCCUUGAGAUAAAUUCUUUGGUUGGAAGGAAUGAAGAGACUGCUUUAGGAAGUUCUAUUGCUUUAGCAGUGCAUUCAAAUUCACAGUGGCAAGAAAGCUUGUCAGCAUAAGCCAUUUGUAAAGUGAUUAUAUACUAGUUAACUUCAAAGAUGGGAAAGAACUCAUGCUGCAAAGAUGCCUAAUGGGAAGACAUAAGAAUGCUCAAAAUCCAGUUCACAUGAACUCACUCUGAAGCUGUACAAUGUCGGAAACAUGGAAAGCCUUCAUGGUUUCAUGGGCUUUUUAUAAGUAUGGGAGAGAAACUCUUGAUAUGCAAUGUGGAAAAUUGUAUUUCUGCUUAGUGCUCUAAUUACCUAGAGUACCACACUGGAGGACUUUGUGAAAGUAAGAACUGCUGGAAAGUAAUUAUAUUAGUUAUCAAUAUUCAGUAAACAUGAAGUGAUCCACAUUUGGGCAAAUGUGUAUAAAAUAUGGAGAUUGUUUCUAUGUCUUAAGAUCUUGUAUACUAGCAGAAACUUGGCUUUCUUGAUAGUUUUAUACAUUUGUUUUGACCACUUUUUACAUUUUCAAUACUUGAGAUAUUUUAAUAUUUGCACUUAGUGACUUUUCAGUCUUAAAAUCGAUUUAAGAUGUACAAAAUUCUGUGGAACAUAUGUAUAUGAAACAAUUAUUAGAUUACUUAAAAUGUGAUACAGUAAUUUGGUUUUGGUAUGAUGCAGCACUUUUUACCAUCUUAGAAAAUUCAGGUGAAGAACAUUAUUAACUAUAUUCAUCAACUGCACUCUUAAGUUGCUUAUCUUGUAAUGGAAAAUUUAUAACCUUUAACAAUAACUCAUAAACAUUAACUCUUAGCACUUGGUAACCACAAUCACAUUUUUUUACUUCUGUUUACUGUAUCCCUUUCCUCUUUUAAAGACAUGGUCUCACUAUGUAGUUCUGAGUGUCCUUGAACUCACUAUGUAGACCAGCCUGACCUUGAACUCACAGAGAUGUUCUGUCUCCCAAGUGCUGGGAUUAAAUGAGUACACCACCUUGCCCAGCUAUACUCCAUAUUUUAAUAUGGUUAUGCAUUUUUAAUUUUUGUGUCUGGCUUAUUUUCGCAACACAAUGUUUUCUAGUUUUAUCUCUGUUGUCUUGCAUGACAGAAUUUACUUUAAAAAACAAAAAGGGUAAAUUCUACUUGUUUUUUGAGACAGGGGUUCUCUGUGUAACAGCCCCAGCUGUCCUCAGACUAGAUCUGUAGACCAGGCUGGCCUUGAGCUCACAGAUAUCCACCUGCCUCUGCCUCCCAAGUGCUGGGAUUAAAGGCAUGCACCACUACUGCCUGGCUGAUAUUCUGCUUUUUAUGCACACUCAGAAUAUUUGUAUAUAUGUGCAUUUGUGUUGUGUGUUUGCAUGCAUCUCUGUUUAUGAAUGUGGGCUCUAUAAUGUGUAUGUAGAGGUCAGAGAAGAACAUUGGGUUUCAUCCUUGACUUGUACCUUAAGACAGAGUAGAUUUCUCAUCUCCCCAGCCCCUAUGGAAGUUUCUUUUCACAAAGGAACCCUUAUGUUGUUUCCAUACUGUAUUGUUGGAAAUAAAUUGAACUGCUACAUUGAACAUAGGUUGCAAAUAACCCUAUAAGCAUUCCUUGAGUGUAUGCCCAUAAUUAGUUUGUUGGAUAUUUUAGUUGGCAUAUUUAUAGUUUUAUGUGGAGCUUUGAUACUGCUUUCCAGAUAGCUCUACCAAUUUUUAUUCCAUUCAAAAUGACAGUAUAUGCAUGACAGUAUAUUAUUAGGUGCCUUUUGUUUCUCUAUAUUGGCUCAAACUUGCAGUAUUAUGAUGAAUAUAAGUACCAAGCAGAAAUAUCGUUGUUCUUGAUCUUACAGGAAAAGCUCUGGACUUUUCAUUGAGUGUGAUGAUAGUAACUGGCCUGCCAUACAGAUGUAGUCAAUGAUAAAUUAGGUGCAUUCAUUUCUAUAUUAAAUUUGUUGUAUCAUGAAAGAGUGUGACUUUUUAAGUGCCUUUUAUUUUUGUAACUUUUUCUAUGGUGAUUUAUUUAUUCUUUUAUGUGAUGUAUGACACCUGAUUAUUGCAUAUGUUGAAUAAAUGUUGCAUUUAUGUGUGAAUCAAAACUA
Molecule: messenger RNA, 4765 nt
Organism: Cricetulus griseus (Chinese hamster)
Lineage: Eukaryota; Metazoa; Chordata; Mammalia; Rodentia; Cricetidae
Source: RefSeq, a predicted model, not a curated record